Xyrichtys novacula (pearly razorfish) is the source of this 951-nucleotide messenger RNA. NCBI's taxonomy places the organism in Eukaryota, Metazoa, Chordata, Actinopteri, Labriformes, Labridae. The record is from the annotation of a GenBank genome assembly.
GCUGAUGAAGCCCAGGAAAAUCUUGUCCUUGCCGAGGCCAAAAAUUUAGACGCUGAUGGUCUUGUGAACUUCAUCACCAUCAAUGAAGUCCGAUACGUCACAGAAUAUAAUCAAGUGGUAGGUCCAACUUUGUGUUUCCUUCUUUACAAAAAUGUACAUUUUUCAAAAGCAACUGCGGGUACCUGUCAUGUUUGGCAUCCCUUCUUUGAACAUGACAGCCCGGUACACGUGGAUUAUAAUGAUCAGUCGCAGAAAUCUGCUGUUUUCUGUCUCCUCAGACUGCAGUGGGCUUGUUCAACUCAAAGGUGAAGUCACAUCUCCUGCUCUUUGCCAACAGAGGUACAAAAGAAUUCAGUGAGCUCAAGAAGAAACUGCAAACUCUUGCACCCGAAUUCACAGGAAAGGUAAUCACCAAAAAUUACCGAGAGAUAUUUACACUUACGAGGUAAAUUUAUCGUAUCUACAGUAUAAGUAGCUUGAUGAGAUCCAAAAACUCCAUUUCAGUUCUUGUUUGUGGUCAUUAAUGGAGCUGUGAAGUCCAACUCUCGAUCUUUGAGCUACUUCGGUCUCAAGUCUCAGGGCCUCCCGCGAGUUGGUAUCUAUGACGGAGACUCUGACAUGAAAUGGCUCCUUCCUGAGGGAGAGAUCUCUCCUGAACGAGUGCAAGAAUUCUGUCAGUCCUUCCUACGAGGGGAACUAAAGGUGAGCAGAAAUGACGGUUUUCCUGAACGAAGUCGAAGAGGAUGAUGACCAAUAGUCACUCACACCUUUCCUCUCUAAGACCAAAUUCUUUCUGUCCAUCUUGAAGAGUCUGUAUGGUUUAAAAAGAGGUGAACUUGAUGAAGCUAAAGGUUUAGAGUGUUUCAUUUUUUUGCUUUAUUAUUCUAAGAACUUUUUUGUGCUUUCCAGGAUGUGAAGCAGGCUGGUGCAGAACCUAAAACGGAGCUGUAA